Oppiella nova is the source of this 1779-nucleotide messenger RNA. The record is from the annotation of a GenBank genome assembly. Lineage: Eukaryota; Metazoa; Arthropoda; Arachnida; Sarcoptiformes; Oppiidae.
AUGUCUUUGAAAACUCAGCAAAAAACGAACGACGAGAGCGAGACGAUCGCACCCGAAGAGGACACUCUCCCGAAGGAGGAAACAGUUAAACCAAUCCUUUCGCGAGCCUUCAGUAUUGAGAGUCAGAGAAGUAGAGGAGAGAGUGUUAUCCGAAGGAUGUCUAGUGUUGUUGUCAAAGAGCCAACAGAAUCGCCGCCUUUGAUGCGAUUAUUAGGUCUAUUAAAACCGGACAAAUACCUCGUUUUGCUCGGAGCUGUUAUGGCGUUCCUCAUGGGUCUUACAAUACCUGCCUUUUCCAUCGUAUUCGGAGAUAUAUUGGGAACCCUUUCGAGUUCAUCCACAGAUAAGAUUAAAGAGGAUGUACUCAUGUAUUCAAUGAUAUUUGUGGCGAUGGGUAUUGGGACCGGAAUCGCGUCAUUCCUGCAGAUUUAUAUGUUUGGCGUUUGUGGUGAGCGACUGACAAUGAGACUCAGGAAAAUGGUAUUCACAGCGAUGUUAAAGCAAGAGGUGGCCUGGUUUGAUGAGCAGGCCAAUAGUACCGGUGCCCUGUGUUCCCGACUCUCAUCGGACGCCUCUAGUGUCCAAGGGGCCGCUGGAUCUCGUAUGUCGACCCUCUGUCAGGCUGUUUCCACUCUGGGCGCCGGUGUUGUCAUCGCAUUGUACUACAGUUGGAAAUUAGGACUUGUUAUCAUUUGCUUCAUUCCUCUGGUUAUUGCGUCCACUUAUUUCCAAAUGAGAAUAAUUAGCGGACAGAUCACUAAAGAUAAGAAGUCAAGGGAAGAGGCCUCGAGGAUAGCCGUUGAGGCCAUUGGAUGUAUCCGGACGGUCGCAUCCCUUCACCAGGAAAAUGCAUUUAUUGUGAAUUACAUGAAAGCACUGGAAAAGCAGUUCCAAAAGUCCAAAAUCCGGGCCCAUCUGAGAGGCAUAACCUUUGGAAUCGCGCAAAGUAUGGGUAACUUUUCCUAUGCGGUCGCACUCAUGUACGGCAGUAAACUUAUUGUGGAUGAAGGACUCAACUAUGGAGAUCUGUUUAAGAGUGUUGAGGCCGUCAUAUUUGGCACAGCUAUGGUCGGACAGGCAGUCGCAUUCGCACCCGACUACCAAAAGGGUAGAAUAGCAGCCGUCCAUAUAUUUAGAUUAUUGGACAGAAUGCCUAAAAUAGUGGUCAACCUAUUGACUGGUGAUAAGCCGAGCAGCUGUGAUGGAAAUGUCAAAUUCAAUGAUCUGGAGUUCACUUAUCCUACCCGUCCUAAUGUUAAAAUACUGCGGGGCCUUAGCUUUGACGUGAAAAAGGGACAGACAGUAGCUCUGGUAGGCUCGAGUGGGUGUGGAAAGAGUACAAUCAUUCAACUCAUACAACGAUUCUAUGAUAUCGAUGGCGGAGAAGUGAUUCUGGACAACAAAAAUAUAGUUAAUCUAAACAUCCCGUGGCUGCGAAAGAAGUUGGGAAUCGUAUCGCAAGAACCGGUUCUCUUCGGCUACAGUAUAGCCGAGAAUAUCGCUUAUGGAGACAACACUCGAAAGGUUGAACUCAACGAAAUCAUCAGAGCCUCAGAAAAGGCAAACAUUCACUCAUUCAUCAAAUCAUUGCCAAUGGGUUACGAGACACCCGUCGGAGACAAAGGCACACAACUUAGCGGCGGACAAAAACAGAGGAUAGCCAUCGCUAGAGCUCUCAUUAGGGAUCCAGAAAUACUGCUUCUCGACGAGGCUACCAGUGCUCUCGACUCGGAAAGUGAAAAAGUAGUGCAGGAUGCCCUGGAUGAGGCACGAGAGGUA